UAGUUUCGUCAAACUGCGUUUCGCUUGUUUUUGAUGAAAAUGGGCCUAAGUGACUAUCGCCCAGAGAAGUUUCGCUAGACUACAAGUAUGUAUAUAUUAUAGUAUAUAUACUAUAGUAUGUAGUCUGUGACUACAAGGCCGAUUCAGCGGCUUACGUUGGGGAAUAAACAUGUUUUAUCUAAUACCCCCAUGGACAACGAGCAAGCUUUAAUUACAGGCGUACCGCCACUGGUUAUUUUCGUGCUGUUUAAUAUUUUAAUAAAUGCUAGACGAAUUCUCCGCAGAACAGUUUUGUACUCGGGCGAAUCAGGCUGUUCAGCUGCGAAAAAAUGUCGUAUUCUUUAUCAUUAGACCGAUUUGUCGGAAAAGUCGCUGUAGUGACUGGAGCCUCCUCAGGAAUUGGCAAAACCAUAGUGGAAGGAUUGGUGAAGUACGGAGUAACUGUUGCAGGCUUGGCCAGAAGAGUGGAGCGAAUUGAAGCCCAUGCCAAAGAACUGGCUGGAGCCAAAGGUAUUAGUGUGUAUCCUGCGAGCAAAUUUGCGCUCAGAGCCCUAACUGAGUCGGUCAGAUUGGAAAUCAACCGGGAGAAACUGCCCAUAAAAAUCACUAGUAUUAGUCCUGGAGCCGUCGACACUGAGUUCAACCAAGCAGCGUUUCCAGCGGAACAACUGAAGAAACUAGCCCAUGUAAACUCGUCGCAGAAAUUAAUAUCAACGGAAGAUGUGGCCGAUUCAGCUUUUUACGUUUUAGCGACUCCAGAACACGUUAAUGUUAAGGAGCUCAUUAUAGUCCCUCAUGGCGCUAUUUAUUAGUUAUUUUUUUAAUCUCUGAUGAUCUUGUAAAAUUGUUAAAAGAGUUUCAAUAACAAACGCACUGCUUUUCUAUGUA
Dendroctonus ponderosae (mountain pine beetle) is the source of this 888-nucleotide messenger RNA. RefSeq names its product farnesol dehydrogenase. The record is from RefSeq and is a predicted model, not a curated record. Gene Ontology annotation, molecular function: oxidoreductase activity. NCBI's taxonomy places the organism in Eukaryota, Metazoa, Arthropoda, Insecta, Coleoptera, Curculionidae.